This is a messenger RNA of Sinocyclocheilus anshuiensis, 3867 nucleotides long. RefSeq lists its product as uncharacterized. The transcript has a single exon. NCBI's taxonomy places the organism in Eukaryota, Metazoa, Chordata, Actinopteri, Cypriniformes, Cyprinidae. Gene Ontology annotation, cellular component: nucleoplasm. The record is from RefSeq and is a predicted model, not a curated record. Bases 1 to 3825 code for a protein of 1274 amino acids.
AUGUCUAAGUCAUCUGCAUCUAUCAACGAAAAAAACAGUCUGUCUCUCCAACAAAGAGAUGAAGGGGAAAGUGACCUAGAGCAGACUGAUGAUAUCACGGAUGACUCGGCAAGUUCAUACUACACUGCUCUUUGUUCUCUGAGUGAGUACAGUGAAGCUUUAGGGGACACAACACACACUGUCUCUACAGAGCGUCCUGCUGAAGGUGGCACAUUUGAGUUCUUGGACUGCAUUACCACUAUGGAAAGCAUCACUUCAAGAUCCUUGAUCACAGAAACCACACUAUCACAGGACUGCAAAACACAAGAAGAGAAGAGUACAGAAGUGCUCCCUGAUGUGUCCCAAUGUGACCAGGAUAAACCUUCAUCAACUGAGAGAGCAUUAGAAUCGGAGUCAAAACAUCUGCUGUCAGGUACAACAGCAACAAAUGUGGAUUUGCAGUCUGUAAAGGCAGCCUUUAGGAACCCUGUGCAAAAGCUGGAUAAUUCUGACGAGCUUAAUUUAUCAGGAGAAGAUUCAUUGGUUAAACCGAGGGAUUAUUUUGGAGGCAGCAGGACUGUAUUUCAUACUAACAUUAGAACCGCUGAGGAGCACAGCUCCCCAGAACCCAUAUUCACUUCAAACACUAUUUUGAUAACGCCUGGGAGAAAUCAAUACAGCAAGGGUAGGGAACAGGAGCAUGGUGGCACAGAGCCAAAAGAGAACCACGCGACACAAAAGCAAAGACCCAGGGAACGUUUGAGUGCACCCAGGCUUGAGAGAGGCGGGCAUAUUCUGGGUCAUACGGAAAAGGAGGGGGAGGGCCAGGGUAGAGGGGUGAGUUGCGGAAAGGAGCAGGUUGAGCUGUCAGUCAGGUCUAGAAAUAGAAAAGCGUCUGCAAACUGCAUCUCAACACUCACAGCCAGCAAGCAGGAGUCAAGAAUCCCACCGCACUGUUAUUCAGAGCGUAUCCCCGCAACCAGGCACCAACACCAGCUACAGAGACUCGCUGAUACUCGGACGUUGGAAAAGCAGAGCCGGCAAGGGGCCUGGCAAUCCAGACCACUCUCCUGCAAGCUGUGUUGCAGCUCUUGGCAACCCUGUCACACUACAGACAAUACCAGAGGAUCAACCAGCAUGGGAACAAAGCUUGCUGAGGCCAGUAGUAAGGUGGGGGCCCUUGUUAACCAGGCCCAGGUAAGAUCUUCCUGUUCUGAAACUGACUACAUGCAUGUUUUCAGUUCAAGCUGUAGGCCCUCAAGUCAGCCCUCUGCUGAGGAAAACCACAACAAUUGGACAGAUGAUGUUCUCUCUUUUAAAAUGCAGAUGUAUUCAAACACUCAAAACACAUCUGCUUGCUCAGAAUCCAGCAGCUUUGAGUGUGUUGAUGUGGCAUUGGAAACUACAGAUGAAGUAAACCGGGGCUUAAAGACUGUGCCCAAAAGACAAAUCCAACUGAAGAGACGGGACACAGCAGAGGCGCAUGCCAGAGAGAACAACAAUCAAACCCUUCAGGUUGCAAACACACCUGUGCGUGCCCGGGACAUAUUUCAGCGUCAACAUAGCACCCCUGCAGCUUUUAACCAGGGGUCCCAUGUGGCCGAUCAAAGGUCAGUACAGGCUGAGCGAAAGCAAAGGCUUCAGAAGUCAUUUUCCCUGGAUGAAACCUCCAGCAAAACCCAGAUGGCUUCCUGCAUCAUAACAAAUGUCCUAUCAAAAAAAAUGCAACAUGAACAGAAUCUUCGCACCUUGGAUGUUUCUGAUAAAGCUUUUGCUUCUAUCAAAGUGAACAACAGGCCUACUACCACUGAGGAAUGCAUCUAUUUGUCUGGCAAGGAGAUAUAUGCUGAAACUACCAAACUAAAUCAAAGUGCAACUCUUAAGAGGGAGGCCCAGAGAGAGUGCAGCCCUGUUCAAAAGCACUGCAGUGUUAACUCAAAAACACAACCCAAGCUGCUGAGCAAACAUGGCUUCAAUCCUCUUUUAAGCACAACUGGCAGGUCUGAAGCUCAAGGCAGUGGCACUGAAAUAACCGACCCUUCAGAGAAUGAGAAAGCAGAGAAGUUGAGCCCAAGAGAGGAGGUGUUGCGGCUGCCUAACCUGAGCCCUGGAGGGAAGCUAUCUUGUGACUCAGCAAAGGGCAGAGCAUGGAAUUCGAGUGCAGCAACAAACGUAGCCAUCAGCACACAGACCUCUGUGAAAACCACACCUGAAGAAUGUCAUACAGGGCAAGGAAUCCAUAAACAACACAAUAUGACCCUAACCAAUGUGCUGGAAAAGCAGGAGCAACAGGCUGGUACCAUGGAAAGUACACUCAGUCCUACCAAUAUUGCAUGCCUAAUCUCUGAUUUGGAAGCAAAAGCAGUGGAUAACACAAUCCCGCAAGCUGAUGAGAGCAGUGUUGGAAAGGAGCAAGAGAGUGACAGAGAGGAAGUCAAGUCACCAGGAGAGUCUGCAAUCCUAGGUAUGCAAAGCCAAGGCAAAUUGAAAGCCAUGGCCCCUGUGCAUGUAGUAAGAGACAUGAGAAGCCUAGUGAAAAACACAUACAACAUGUCCUUCAAAGGUGCAGGGGAAUCAGCCCAUGGAAUAGAUGUGAGUGCUCUUUUGUUUCAGCCAUCAGUACACAAUUUAAGCAACAACAAGGGUAAAGGUAAGGGAAAGGGAUACAGAUCAGAAGAAAACCCCCUGGUACGGAAAGUCACUCCACCUCUUUCACUGGACAGAAGGGGGGAUCAUUCUGCAACGAGAGGAUGCUCGACUAAGGUAAUGCCUCCUGUAGAAUCGAAUGACAAAAGUCAUACUGUUGGAUUUACAAAGGUCAGCCCAAUUAGUAUAACCAAGGCAAACAGCUGUGCCUUGUCAAAGCCCUCAGAGACACAGGAUAGCCAAGUUGGCAUGAGUAAACCUGAUGUUGUAGUCAGCGAUACAAACUUGAAACUGACAAACGGGACAGACCUGGCACUGAAAGCUAAAGAGGAGGCCUCUACUGAGAGGCCUACAAAAGGAGACGUGAACAAGGCAGAGCAUGAGAUGACCAUCAGCUCUGACAAACUCUUCCCAGUAGCUCUGCAAUAUUGUCCACCCACAGCAAGUUCUGAGCAACAGGACUAUGGCAAGAUAAUCAGUGAUGGCCUCCAGACCCCAUGCCUUCCUCCCAGGUCACAAAGUUCAGUGGGGCCUCUGUCUGCUUGCGUCCUAACGGUUGCUUCAACACCCAUGGUUCCCUCAUAUUAUUACAAACCCAGUCCGCUGGGUUACCAGACAAUCUCUCCUCAUAUUGGAGCCGUUCAUGGCUAUGUUCAAGGGCCUGUCAUGUUUCAAACACCUCUUUACAACCAGCCCUCUGCAUCAAACAGUCAUACCCCCCUACUGAGAUCCCUCUCUGAGGAUGGAACAACGUUAGUGCAGCCAACAGAUGGCUCAACCAGUCAAGCUCAGAACGGGGAAGCAGGGAUGAAAAUAUCUUCUCCAGAAAGCCAACACAACACAAUCUUUGUUGCUCCCAUGAGUGCAGAAGCCAGGCUUGGGGUUACAGGUGUGCUGUAUCCAGACGCAGGAGGAAGUGUUGCAGCAGGACAAACCCCCCGCCAACUGUUGCUCGACCCGGAAACCGGCAGCUAUUUCUAUGUGGACUUGCCUCAGCUGCCACAGCGCAAGAUGCUGUUUGAUCCAGAAACUUGCCAGUAUGUCGAGGUCCUACUGCCACAGCAGACGCUUCCCAGUGCCGUUUUGCCCACACCCUGUGCCAUACCCUUUGCCUCUCUUCACAUCCCACCCAUGUACACCCCACAGUGCUUACCUUACGUACAGUCACAUCCUCAGGUGCUCCCACCACCAGGACAAUGAAACCUGAUGGGACCUAUAGACUGUAAAAGACAAUAAGUCAUG